This is a messenger RNA of Vicia villosa (hairy vetch), 2860 nucleotides long. Its product is annotated as F-box/kelch-repeat protein At3g23880-like. NCBI's taxonomy places the organism in Eukaryota, Viridiplantae, Streptophyta, Magnoliopsida, Fabales, Fabaceae. The transcript has a single exon. The record is from RefSeq and is a predicted model, not a curated record. Bases 52 to 1248 code for a protein of 398 amino acids. Gene Ontology annotation, molecular function: protein binding.
GUCACUCUAACCUGCAAGGUAUUAUACAUUAGAGCGGAAACUCCGUUGCACAUGGCGCAACUUAGCGAGAGCGACGAUCCAAACCACGUCGUUUCAUCUCCAUACUCAACCCAUGAAGCCACCUUCACCAAGAGGCGGCCAUCGACUAUCUCCACCGAAACCCUAACAUCACCAUCAUUACCCACUCUUCCCUUCGACGUUCUCGCAGAAAUUCUCUGCAUGCUCCCCGUGAAACUACUCCUACAACUCCGCUGCCUAUGCAAGUCCUUCAACUCCAUAAUCUCCGAUCCCAAAUUCGCAAAGAAACACCUUCGCCUGUCAACCCCGCACCACAACCUCAUUGUAAGCUCCACCAAUUACUUAAACCAGCUCCUUCUCUUUGUGUCCCCGAUCCCCUCAGUUUUUUCAACCUCUACCGUCACGCAGAGACUACUCACGUACCCUAAAACCCUAACACAAGAAUACGGCGCUCCUUUGGAUGUAUGCUCAUGCGACGGCAUCCUUUGUUUAACGCUAGAUGAUAGACACAGACACGCUCUUUUGUGGAACCCUUCCAUUGGAAAAUAUAACAAGUUGCCUCGUUUGGAAACUACGCACAAGAGAAAUUCUUUUUCCUUAUAUAGCUUUGGGUAUGAUCCUUUCAUAGAUGAUUAUAAGGUUUUUGUUGUUUCUUUUUGUGACAAAUACAAUUACAGUGAAGUUAAUGUUCAUGUUAUGGGUACAAUGUCUUGGAAAAGAGUCGACAAUUUCCCGUAUUGUAGCUCGAUUCGUCGAUCGGGGGUGUUUGUGGGUGGGGCUGUUAAUUGGUUGGCGUUUGAUAAGAUGAGUUCUUGGCGUGCUAUUGUUUCUUUUGAUUUGAAGGAUGAGUUGUAUCAGACGCUUUUGCAGCCUGAUUUGGAGAAUGAUUUGUGGACGUUGGGGGUGGCGAAGGAUUGUCUAUGCAUCUUUGCGAGUAGUCAAAUAUGUUUGGAUGUUUGGAUUAUGAAGGAAUAUGGAAAGGAGUCUUGGAUUAAAUUGUGUAGUGUUCCUUACAUCGAAAAUCGGGGUUUGUAUGCCUAUACCAAGGCGCUGUAUAUUUCUGAGGAUGACCGAGUGUUGAUGGAUUUUCAUGAGUUGAGAAGUGUUAACUUGAAGUUGGUUGUUUAUGAUUCCAAAAAUGAUACUUUGAAGAUUCCCGAUAUUCAAACCAUCAAUCAUUGGAUGGACCCAGAAGUCUAUGUUGAGAGUUUGAUAUCACCUUGUUCUUGAUGUCAAGAUAUGCAAAUGCAAAUUUGAGCAUGACAUUCAAAUGCAUGUUCUGAUUACAUGUGACUUGUUGGAUCAUUGUUAGUUAUUGAUAGAUGAAAUAUGCAGGUAACAAACUAUUUAAUUUCAUUUAUAUAUUUGUAUAAUCACUUUUAGCCAGAAUUUGAGACAAAACUGCCAUCAAUUUCAUUAAUUAAUUACAGACUGUACUUGACCAAUUAAUAAAUAUAUUCUGUCAUACAUCUUUUCUGAUGAAUAAUAGUAAAACUGUUUAAUUCCAUGAUUUUUCAUUUUGAAGCCAAGUAUUUUACAGGUGUAUGUAUAUUGAACUAAUUCUUGUUGUUAUUGAUUUGUUGUAUGCAUUUUGCACAAUAAACAAAUAUCCGGGUACAAUUUUGCUACAUAAGUUUUGUGAAGGAAGAAUGCAGAUUGGUUUUGGGAAUUGAGAGAGAUCUAGUAUAAGCUGCAGGCAAUGACACAAACUUCUCAGUUCGUCCUACAUAAGCUCGUUUUGUCAAAUUGUCGUAAUCGUUGUCUUCAAUUGCAUCUAAGAUCUUGCGAUACAAUAUUAAAGACGACCAAACCUGCAAAUCACACAUAUAUCAAACUGUUUCACAUGUAUGCAUGAUAUCAUAUAUAAUGUACUAAUAGGUAUGCAUAUGACAAUCUUAUAAAUCAUCAUUUGAUUCAACACAGUUCUUCUACGUAAUAAUCAAACGACUAUGAUUGAUCGAUACUGUAAAAUAUACAUACCGGCCAACGGCUGGCCUUGUCAAGGUGAGAAGCUCCUUCUUCUGCAGAAUUGAAGUAGAAUCUUGCCCUUGCAAUCUGCUGUUUCAUAAACUCCUUCCAUCUUUCACUCACCUUUCUUGAGAAUACAUCUUUGUCAGAUAAACCAAACUCACCAAGUUCAUCUUGUGGAAGAUACACUCUACCUCUUAAUGCACUAUACUCAAACAAAAAGUUGAUAAAUCUUUAGUAAAUAUCAUAUAUAACAUAAAAUAAUUCAAAAGAAAAAGUGAACAUCAAUUAAGUGAAGCAGAUCAAUUAGAAUCAUGAACUUACUCCUCCCCUACAUCUCUAAGAAUGUUUGUGAGUUGAUUUCCAAUACCAAGAUAUAAUGCUGAUUUAUAUACACUUUGAGCAGGAAUGACAGACUCCGGCGCGAUUCCCAUUACCGGAACACUCAUCAACCCAACAGUUCCCGCCACAUAGUAGCAGUAGAGAUAUAAUUCUUCGAAAUUUUUGUAUCGGGUUUUUCUCGUAUCCAUUCUCAUACCUUCUAUCAUGUCCCUAAAAGGCUGUAAUCAAAGACAAGUCCUGUCUCAUUAGUUGAAUUACGGAAAAAAUAAAAUUUAUCUAACACAUAUUUCAUAGCUAAUUCAACUUUUUUCCGCAGUAUCUGAUUAAGAAAGUAUGAGAAUUGAUUGUUAACGAGUUUUAGUUGUCACCUUAAUAUCCAAAGGAAACUUGGAAAUCGUAUCGGUAAGAGUAGCAUCAAGCAUAUCAUAGGGCUGUCCAUUGAAAAUGUCAUUCAAUCUAUCUUCCCAUCUAUCAAGAACAGCAGAGCUCAUAUAAUCAGCAUUAGGACCAUCCACCAACUCAUCCGUCCUCC